AUGGAUUUGAGAAGAUACUUUAACAAACCUCGUUUAGAACUAGAACCCGAACAUACCGAUGUAAACGAAAAUAUUGAAACCGAAACUAGCCAAAUAGAAAUUGAUCGGUCGACUUCUUUUGAUGAAACAUCUACUUCAUUGCGUAUCGUAGAAAAGAUAAGACAAUAAUGUCUAUUACACAAUUGACCAAAGGUCUUUAUGAAAAUAUUUAACAAUUAAAUUUAAACCAUAAUAAUAUAUAAAAAUUAUACAGAUAUUAUUUUGAGGUCUGCUUAAAUAUUAUAGAGUGAAAUUAUAUUUUUAAGUUUAAAUUAAAUGACUAAUUUUUUUUAGGGUUUUCGCCAACAUUAAUUUUUAUGAUAUUGGGAAUUUUAUAAAUCGUGGAAAAUUGUCGGACGAGAUUAUUUAUAAAGCAUUAAAACAAGCGCGGGUACCCAAUCAAUCGUACGAUUUAAAAAAAUACUAAUACUGGAAAUCGUUUAUUUCGUGCUCAGUGGUUAACAGAUUAACUUUUAUUUCAUACUCUUAAAAAUUAAAAGGAGUUUUAUGCCGUUAUUGCGUAUUGUUUACGCCUCAACUAGAUCGAGGAGUGCAUGGUCGAUUCAUUAUUAACGAAUUUACGAAAUAUAAAGACUUUCAUGGCUCUGUGAAACUGCAUCUUCAAUCUAAAUGGCACUUUGACUCAACGAACAGAGCAAAUAAUUUUUGUAAUAUUUUAGAAAAUAAUAAAAAAGUGUUGUUCAACUUAUGAAUUAUGCUCAGCGGUAAAUAACAGAAUCUAAUAGAGUGAAACUAAUACCCAUAGUCAAAACAAUAGUUUUUUGUGGUAUACACAACAUGCCUUUAAGAUGAAAAACUGACGAGACUGCUAUCAUCAAUAGCUUAUUAAAAUUAAAAGUAUACGCAGGAGAUACCAUUUUAAAUGACCAUUCGAGAAAUUAUCCGGAAAUGCGACUUAUAUUUCACAUAGGAUUCAAAACGAACAUAUAAAUAUAUGUAAUGAAAUGUUACUAGGACAUACAAUUAAAGAUGUAAAGGAGAGCCAGUUCUUUUCAGUCAUUGCUGACGAACCAAGUGAAAUAUCCGGUACAGAGCAGCUUUCAUUAGGAGCACGUUUCGUGCACAAAACGUCAACCGCUGAAUUCUGUGUAAGGGAAGAAUUUUUAAGGCUUUGUACAUUAACAACGUUCGGACGCUGA
Molecule: messenger RNA, 1199 nt
Organism: Cinara cedri
Lineage: Eukaryota; Metazoa; Arthropoda; Insecta; Hemiptera; Aphididae
Source: the annotation of a GenBank genome assembly